AUGGCCAAAUCAAAAAAUCAUACUAAUCAUAAUCAGAAUAGAAAGGCACACAGAAAUGGAAUUAAGAAACCAAAGUCUCAUAAAUUUAUGUCACGUAAAGGGUUGGAUCCAAAAUUCUUUAAAAAUCAGAAAUACUGUUUAAAAGGAAUGAUUAAAAAAAAACAAGAAUUAAGAGAAAAAGAAAAAGAACAAAAACAAAAAAAAUGA
This is a messenger RNA of Plasmodium yoelii, 207 nucleotides long. Its product is annotated as 60S ribosomal protein L29, putative. The transcript has 3 exons. NCBI's taxonomy places the organism in Eukaryota, Apicomplexa, Aconoidasida, Haemosporida, Plasmodiidae. Bases 1 to 207 code for a protein of 68 amino acids. Gene Ontology annotation, cellular component: cytosolic large ribosomal subunit; ribosome. The record is from RefSeq and is a predicted model, not a curated record. Gene Ontology annotation, biological process: cytoplasmic translation. Gene Ontology annotation, molecular function: structural constituent of ribosome.